This is a messenger RNA of Capsicum annuum, 2731 nucleotides long. RefSeq names its product mitochondrial intermediate peptidase, mitochondrial. The record is from RefSeq and is a predicted model, not a curated record. The coding region runs from base 184 to 2319 and encodes 711 amino acids. Lineage: Eukaryota; Viridiplantae; Streptophyta; Magnoliopsida; Solanales; Solanaceae. Gene Ontology annotation, biological process: peptide metabolic process; proteolysis. Gene Ontology annotation, molecular function: metalloendopeptidase activity. The transcript is spliced from 17 exons.
CCUUUGGCAUAAAGACAAUUUUGUCAUUUCCGCUUUCCGGGUUAUAAUUGUCAUUUGCCACUGGACCCCCCGCGACUUGGAGAACGCUUUCCAAGUCGAAAAGCGCCAUUACUCACCGGACUUAUGUAGAAGGGCCUCCAAUUAGAGCCGUAAAUUGCAGCAGUUUUGUCUACGGCAAACGCCAUGCACGCUCUAAUUCGCAAGUCCGCCGGCGCAGUUGCUUAUGUACGAGCCAACUCCCAGUUCAUCCACAUUUCAACAACAUCUACAGCCCCCUCAAUCAAACAAACUGGCCUCUACGGCUAUCAUCAUUUGAAAACUGCUAAAGGCUUUCAACGAUUCGUUGACGAUGCUAUUGACAGGUCAGAAGAACUUGUGAAGUACAUAGCUGGCAUGCCGUCAUCUCCUCAAAUUAUACGAGCAAUGGAUGAGAUUUCUGAUACUGUGUGCUCAGUAAUUGAUUCAGCUGAAUUGUGCAGACAUACUCAUCCAGACAGGGAGUUUGUUGAUGAAGCAAGCAAGGCAUCGUUAAGAGUAAAUGAGUUUUUACAUUACCUUAAUACAAACCAUUGUAUAUACAAGGCAGUGAUAAAAGCAGAAAAAGACAGCAAUUCACUCACACAUGAAGCGCAGAGGGCAGCGCGCUUUCUACGAAUGGACUUGGAGAAGGGUGGAAUCCAUCUUUGCUCUGAAAAACUGGAUCGAGCUAAUGAGCUUUCCAUUGACAUUAUUCAGUUGUGUAGAGAGUAUAAUGAAAAUAUUAUUGCUGACCCAGGCCAUGUGGAUAUAUUUCCAGCUUCUAAGAUCCCUAAAAAAUUGCACCACCUUGUCAGCCCUAUCUAUCGUAACCUGCCAGGUGCAUCUAAGGGAUCUUGGGGGUCAAGAGAUAGCGUCAAAGAAAAAGGAUUUCGCUUAGUAACUGAGUCAAGUACUCUGCAAGGCUUUCUUCAGUGUGCACCAGAUGCUGGGGUCAGGAAGGAGGCAUAUAUUCAAGGAAAUUCUGUUCCACAUGCAAAUCUUGAGGUUCUUGAUAAGCUUAUUGCAACUAGACACGAAUUUGCACAGCUUAUGGGGUAUAAAUCUUAUGCUGAAUUUGCUCUGCAUUCUACUAUGGCUGCAUCUCCUGAUGUGGUCAUGUCCUUUUUGCUUGAGAUGAGCAAAGUUGUCAGACCCAAGGCUGACCAAGAGUUUGAAGCGAUUCAGGAUUUCAAGAAAAAGAGCAGUGGUGAUCCCAGUGGAGAGUUGGAGCCAUGGGAUGAGGCAUACUUCACGUGGUUGAUGAAGUCCGCAGCAUACAAGUUGGACUCCUCGGUUAUAGGAUCAUAUUUUCCUUUACGACAGUGUAUUGAGGGUUUGAAGGUUUUGGUUGAGUCGCUAUUUGGUGUGACCUUUCAUGGAGUACCCCUUGGACUUGGUGAAUCAUGGCAUCCUGAUGUGAUGAAGAUAGUGCUACAUCAUCCUACUGAGGGAGACCUGGGGUACUUAUACCUCGAUUUGAAAUCAAGGAAAGGUAAACAUCCCAUUUGUGCUCAUUUUGCUAUCCGAGGAGGGCGUCGAGUUUCUGAGACCGAAUACCAACUUCCUGUUGUAGCACUUGUUUGCAAUUUCUCUGGGUCAAGUUUGGCUCCUGUGAGGCUUAACCACUCUGAAGUAGAAACGCUUUUCCAUGAGUUUGGGCAUGCUCUACAUUCAUUGCUUUCAAGAACGGAAUACCAACACUUCUCUGGUACGAGGGUGGUUCUUGAUUUUGCUGAAACGCCUUCGAACCUAUUUGAGUCCUAUGCCUGGGAUUAUCGGGUGUUAAAGACAUUUGCUAAACACUACUCAACUGGUGAUAUCAUUCCCAAAGAACUUGUAGAAUCACUGGUGGGAGCUAAAAAGAUGUUUGCCGCAACUGAAUUGCAACGGCAGAUAUUCUAUGCACUAGUUGACCAAACACUCUUUGGAGAGCAGCCAGCCACGGGGAGAGAUACAAUAGCAAUUGUUGCAGAUUUAAAAAGACAACAUACAAGUUGGACGCAUGUGGAUGGAACACAUUGGCAUACCCGAUUCAGUCACCUUACAAACUAUGGCGCAGGCUAUUACAGCUACUUGUAUGCGAAAUGCUUUGCCACGACUACCUGGCAAAGGAUGUGCCAUGAGAAUCCUUUAUCAUUGGAUACUGGUUUGGCUUUAAGAACAAAAUUCUUGCAGCAUGGAGGAGCCAAAGAUCCAGCUGAUAUAUUGAAUGAUCUUGUUGGGAGUGGCAUUGUAAGGAGUUGCAAUGGGGGAAUAAUACCAGACAUUACAAGCCUUUGCAAGGAAAUGAAACUCUUAUAACCCCCGUAUUGAGAAAACGUUCCCUCCCCUGCACUAAACCAUUUAACCAUGGCGAGGCGAACUAGCUGUGCAUGCAGAUAGUGGACCGCCAUUGAAAAAUUGGAGUUAAUUUAAAAAGAGAGGUUUCCCAUCGUAAUAACAACUAAAUAGGCUGAUCCGAAGAGAUUUCAGCACGGUCAAAGUAAUUUCAAGCAUGUCAUUCUAUAAGUUGGCGUUCCGAGGAAACAUAUCUUGGCCAGACCAUUUAUUAAGCAAUUCUUCUAAUUAUGGUUGGCUUAAUGUGGAUAGUGUUUGUAUAUUUCCAAUCUAACAGGAGACAUACUGAUGCUAAGAGAUAUCAAUGUGCGAUAUGAAUUUUGACUGCGGAAAGAUUGUUUGGUUUAUGGCAAAGUUACCUCGAACAUUCCCAGCA